UUUAUGAUACAUAAAACUUGCCAUCAGAUACUCGUGAAGAAACUGUUUAUAAAGAUGAAGAUGACUUAGUAGACCCCCCAGCCUUAACAGCAGAGGACACCACGGAAGUUCCACUUGGGUCCCGACUGGGAGAGGAUCGAGCCAGAUCAGCCAGAGUUAGGUCAGCACGCCUCAUGUCAGCUCGCAAGAUUCCCGAGCGAAUGCCUGGAGAUGAUCGCAUAUCCGGAAAUUAUCGCAUCCCUGGUGAUGACUGCAUACCAGAAGAUGAUCAUGUACCUGGUGAUGACCAUAUACCAGAAGGUGAUCACAUACCAGAAGAUGAUCACAUACCUGGAGAUGAUCGCAUACCUGGAGAUGGAGAGUCGAGCAUUAUUAUGGACAACCCCCAGGCCACAAGUAUGGCAUCCCAAGACCAGCUCACAGAUAGCAAUAUUGACACUGACACCACAAGUCUAACGAAAGCCGGUGCAUUCGCCCAUCAGAGUAGCUUUGGCAGUAUCCUGGAAGAUCCCAUCCUCGAAGAGAGUGAUAUGCCCAGCGACUCCCAAAACCCAGCGGUCGAGGAAGACGAACAAACCAAAACACCGGAGGCAGAGGAACCUUCGAUGAAGCCUGCAGAAACAGUCAGUGAAACCUUGAAAAUUACCAAAGUUCCCUUGAAGGAAAACACUAUUGAGAGUCCUGCAGAUAUCUUUACAGUAGAAGAUAAUGAUGACAUUUGGUAGAGUGCAUCUCUGACAUACACUUGUAUGUACGACAAUUAAUGCUCAUUUAAUUCAUCACAGAGUACAGCAGUUUUAUUAUUAUUAUCAUUUUUAUUAUUUAUUUAAUAUUACAACUGUAUUAUUCUGUAGGUUUAGCAUUCCCCAUGAAUAUAAUACUUUUAUUACUAUAGCUAUUAUUUUAUUAUUAUUUUACUAUUUAAUUAAUAUGAAUAUAUUAUUACUUUUAUUACUUAAUUAUUAUUUCUUUCUUUCAACACACCGGCCGUAUCCCACCGAGGCGGGGUGGCCCAAAAGGAAAAAUGAAAUUUUCUCCUUUUACAUUUAGUAAUAUAUACAGGAGAAGAGGUUACUAGCCCCUUGCUCCCGGCAUUUUAGCCGCCUCGUAUAACACGCAUGGCUUACGGAGGAAGAAUUCUGUUCCACUUCCCCAUGGAGGUAAGAGGAAAUAAACAAGAACAAGAGCUAGAAAGAAAAUAGAAGAAAACCCAGAGGGGUGUGUGUAUAUACAUGUAUAUGCUUGUACAUGUAUGUGAAGUGUGACCUAAGUGUAAGUAGAAGUAGCAAGAUGUACCUGAAAUCUUGCAUGUGUAUGAGACAAUAAAAAAACACCAGCAAUCCUGCCAUCGUGUAAAACAAUUACAGGCUUUCGUUUUACACUCACUUGGCAGGACGGUAGUACCUCCCUGGGCGGUUGCUGUCUACCAACCUACUACCUAGAUUUAUUAUUAUUAUUAUUUUAUUUUUUUACAUGAGGGCUAAAUGUGAGGGUGUCGACCAGUAUAACAAAGAGGUGGAGACUCAAGUUCUCUGUCAGCACCAAACCAAGCAUGGUAUAACUGUGUACACACCAUGAAGUAUAUAAGCAAAGUACAUUGGCAUUUAUGCAUUAUAUAUAAAUAUAAUCCCUGAAUGAAGGGUGGGUUUUGAAGGUUGUACAGACUUAGGAGAGGGGUUACUGAGCUAAGUAAUCUCAAGGCUCAACAAGUCAGUGAUCUAGGUAAGCUCAAGGCUCAGUGAUUUUCAGUAAAGCUUUACAUAGUCUCUCUGGAGAGACAGUACUUCAAGUGAUGUGCAGAUAUGUGUUUAGUGCAAUCAUUGGUAGUUUUGAUAUUAUGGCUACUUUGAUUUUGUGUUAUGAAUUAGUCUCUAACAUAUCAGUCAUUGAAUUACAUAGUCCAAAGUAAAGGAUUAUCUACUCGUAUCUAUUUUCAAAAAUUAUUCUAAUUACUGUCAAGAAGGUAAAUGUGUUUAAUUUUUAUUAUCAGAUUUCAAUCAGAAUUAGUAAGAAAAUUUGACUUGCACAGGAAAACAGUCACUUCAGAACACAAUUGGAAAAGCAUUUAUUUCCUACAUUGCCAGGUUGUUCUUUAGAAAUAUAUUAUGGUACAAUUUUUUAAAUGCUUUCUGCUAAAAAACCAUUCUUCUUACCAUAGACAGCAAAAUAUUUUGCUAUAUAAAGGAUGUAUUAUCUAUGUUACUCGUUAAGAUCGGUCUGCUGCAGAAUGUAAUUUCAGCUCCAUUUUAGCCUCCUGUCGGUGAACUGGAUGGACCAUCUAUUUAUAAAUCCAUCAAUAAUGGAUAUAAAAUUGAAAAUGGCAUAAAAUACCAACAAGAUAAUAAGACACACAUGCAACAGUUGUGUAUCUUAAUUGUUGACAUCCAACUAUUACAUAUCUUAAUCAUUAACUUGCCAAUAUUUUGUACCAUUUUCAACAUACCUGUCAGAAACAGCAACACGAAAUUUAUUUUUCAACAAUUAAGUUAUCAGUAUGCAGUGCUGAUUGAGCUGUUUUUAAUUUUUGAGCUUGUGGUACACAAGAUAAUGGAACAGCUGCCACAACAGGUAGUUUUAUUCAUCUCUCCUCGUGUUUGGGUUUUGUACGGUAAACCCUUGGUAAUCGCUGAUACCUUGACUGCAAAAACUGUGAGGCCUGGUCAUGGACUGGGCGACAGGGGCAUAGACCCAUGGAACACCCUCCAGGUAUACCACCGUAGAGCCAGCAGACAUGUAAGCAUUAACAGCAGCAUCCCACAUCCCCUUUUCCUUUUUAAGUCAUGUUCCUCACUUUUUGUUACAUUACUCAUGUACACUAAAAUUUUUAGUGAAAUAUACCAUUAUAGUACAGUAAUAAGAUAAGAUUUGUUUGGAUUUUUAACCUGGAGGGUUAGCCGCCCAGGAUAACCCAAUAAAGUCAGUGCGUCAUCGAUUAUCUGGCAGUCAGUUAUUCAGCUUCCAGUAUUGCCUGAUGAUCUUUUUGGGUCUGGCAAAAUGUUGUACUGUGUAAUUCAGUGACCAUGGAAAAAAUACUUUGUCAGUCAGACACUACAUAAAGAAUUAAAAGGCACAAUAUAGACACUAUGUAGAUACUACAUAGUCUGCACUCACUUGAACAAAGAAGAGUGUUCACAUUCAUUAGAGAAUCUUUCAACACACUGGCUGCAUCCCACCAAAGCAGGGUGGCCCAAAAAGAAAAACAAGUUUUUUUUUUUUAACUUUAGUAAUGUAUACAGGAGAAGGGGUUACUAGUCCCCUGCUCCCGGCAUUUUAGUCGCCUCUUACGACAUGCAUGGCAUAUGGAGGAAGAAUUCUGUUACACUUCCCCAUGGAGUUUCCUAAGUAUACCUACAUUUUUACUCAUAAGCAGUGGUUUCUUCACUGUAGUUGAGAACAUAGAUCUGUAAUACCAAAGGUUUGAUGUACAAUAUUGUUCGAUCUCUUUCUAGUCUUACUUCAGAUCAGUUUGAGUCAUGUUACUGUUACAAAUAAAGUCUGAUUUAGUGGUAGAUGUUUGAAUUAAUUAUGAUCAUGAGAGUUUUUAUUUAAUAAGAAACAUGACUGCUGCUUUGUGAGUACUAAGUUAUCUGUCCAUAUAGUCGAUUAAUAAAUUUACAAUAUAGAAUGUAAAGAAAACUUAAGAAUUAUGUGCUCUGCACCAGAUGAUUAUUACUGCUUGUAUGCCAAGGUUAUGAAUAGUUUUAUAAUCAGGAAGUAUAGAAAAAAAUUUAAAUCAAAUUGGUGGAAAAAGAGAUGUAUGGCAAAGGAGACCUUUUAUUAUGAACUUUCACAUACAAGAGAUUUUGGAAAGUGCCUUGUGUAGGCAACCUGUUGUAACAAUAAAAAGUCUUGAAUAUAAUAAUAGUAUACAAUACUGACAAGCUGAUAAGUAAGACACAUGUGCAACAGUUGGGUAUCUUUAUUUUGGAAUAAAGAUACAUAACUGUUGUACAUGUGUUUUACCUAUUAAUAUAAGGUGUCAUUUUUCUUGCUAUACUUUGUGUCUUUCUUUUCCUGCAACUCACUUCUGUGUUCCAAGAAUUUAUAUGAAUUUUGUUUUUUUUUAGUUUGUAUUGGCAACAUGAAUGAAGAUAUUUACUUUUUUUUUU
Molecule: messenger RNA, 4109 nt
Organism: Cherax quadricarinatus
Lineage: Eukaryota; Metazoa; Arthropoda; Malacostraca; Decapoda; Parastacidae
Source: RefSeq, a predicted model, not a curated record